GAGGAAGAAACGCAGCCGGUAGAGAAAUGGAUGUGUUUUUGAUGAUCAGGCGUCACAAGACGACCAUCUUCACCGAUGCUAAGGAGUCGACCACAGUCUACGAGCUCAAGCGUAUCGUGGAGGGCAUCCUGAAGCGUCCGCCAGAGGAACAGAGACUGUACAAGGAUGACAUGUUACUAGAUGACGGUAAGACUCUGGGAGACUGUGGAUUCACAAACCAGACGGCGAGACCUCAGGCUCCAGGCACAGUCGGACUGGCCUUUUGUAUCAGCGAUGAUUCAUUCGAGCCACUGCGAGUGGAGCAGUUCUCGAGUCCUCCCGAGCUCCCGGACGUCAUGAAGCCUCAGGACUCCGGCAGCACGGCCAACGAGCAGGCGGUGCAGUGAAGCGGCAGGACAAAUGGCAGGACGGGUGGGGGAGGAACGGGGAAGCAACAGCUGUGUGGAUUAUUAGUUCUGAGUAUGGCGGUGUGUGUUGAGGGAAGAAAUGGGGUGCAUGAGGUGAAGUGAGCCUGUGUGAUGUGACUUUUGCUGAAAAUUCUAAUCCUUUCUUUGUUUUUUUUUCUUUUUUUCUUUUUGCUGCCCUUUUAGUGUCGGCUCUGACCAUUUUAUCCUGAGCUGUUCAUGCACCCGAAUGUCGAGCCUCUACCACGUGUACUCGUGUAUCCGUGUGUUUCCAUGGAUGAUAAUCCCAUUGGUCAGGCCACUGUCCACUUGUCAUCUAGAGGUGGUGGGGAAAUAAUAGAGUAUUUAAAAUUUUAUUUAAUUCUCUCGUGUGGCACAUUAUGUGCUGUGUGUUUUGGUAACGUUGCCCUUUUGAAGAAUUAACAGUACAGUGUGUGUGUGUGUGUGGGUGUGUGUGUGUGUGUGUGUGUGUGUGUGUGUGGGUGUGGGUGUGGGUGUGUGUGUGUGUGUGUGUGGGUGUGUGCGGGCGGGCGGGCGUUUAUUAAUACUGAUCUUAUUGGAUGGGCAUGAACUCGACACUUCAUUUGUACGGCUUUCAAAUCCACUAGCCGCACACUUUUAAGGUUUACUUCUCCCAUCACAUCUGACCCAGCUCGAACGUCUUCAUGUUUAGUUGACGAGCUGGAUCAGGUGUAAUCGGGAACCGGAAACGACGUGUAGCUUCAUACACUAUAGCAAAUGUAAGAAUUGAGGUGAAGUAAUAUUGUGAGGACGUUUUGUAUUUGCGUUUCUUCCUAUCGACGUGUGUUACGUUUUCAGUUACGCGAUCAUCCUGGGUUUAGUCUGGUGUAACUUCUUUUUUCAGUGUUAGUUUUAAAAACAGUGUCCAUGUGUUUAGUUCCCUUGUUUUAUAUUUAAACCAAAGGGGAAGUGUAAAUGCACGAUUUUCUCUCUGUGUAAAUGCGUAUUAAUGUGUAAAAUAGCUUUUUUUUUUUUUUUUUUUUUGCGCAAACCAGUAAGAACAGUAUAUAUGUGGGACGUAUGAGGCGAAUUUGCAUAACGAGUAACUGAGUUUCACCAGAUGCUGACACACGUUUGUCUCAAAAACAGAACCUGUUGUGUGUUGUUUUUGAAAACGAACUUUCAAUUCUUUCUCGGUUGAGAAUUGUUUCCUGUAAUGUUUGUUUUUUUGGCAAAUAAAAAUUAAGAGCUUCUCACAA
Molecule: messenger RNA, 1624 nt
Organism: Trichomycterus rosablanca
Lineage: Eukaryota; Metazoa; Chordata; Actinopteri; Siluriformes; Trichomycteridae
Gene: elob
Product: elongin B
Exons: 4
Coding region: 27-386 (119 amino acids)
Biological process (GO): transcription elongation by RNA polymerase II
Cellular component (GO): elongin complex; VCB complex
Molecular function (GO): protein binding
Source: RefSeq, a predicted model, not a curated record